Messenger RNA from Podospora pseudocomata, 2695 nucleotides. RefSeq lists its product as uncharacterized. NCBI's taxonomy places the organism in Eukaryota, Fungi, Ascomycota, Sordariomycetes, Sordariales, Podosporaceae. The coding region runs from base 894 to 2675 and encodes 593 amino acids. The transcript is spliced from 2 exons. The record is from RefSeq and is a predicted model, not a curated record. Gene Ontology annotation, cellular component: plasma membrane.
CCAAGCUGGCAAGGGUUGGAGGGGGUCUGGCCAAAGCGGGUGUGGAGAACGGGAGCUGCAGGUACGCCGACCAAUGGCAGGGUUCUUAAGGACGUCGACUUUUCUUCUUUGGGACGACCUCUUCAUCUCCACAGGCGCUCUGUGCGACAACAGCAAGCUCUGCGAAUGACUGCAAACCUACCCACUUGGGUCCCCGAGCUGAAGGAGCAACACGUCAAGAGAGUCACAUUGACAAUGUAACCGACUGUCCAUCCCGCGGUGGAGUGUGUGUCCGAACCCGAGCAGCCUUCCCUCUGGUUUACUCUCUCGUCUUCACUGUUUAUUUUGGGUUCUAGGAGUAGAGAUGAGGGACUGCUGUUCCGCUGUCGAUGUGCCGCCGCCAGGAACAAGAACAAUGUCUCAGAGACAUGUGCUGUGGCGGCUUAGAAUUGGUCGAUGAGGCUCUCUCCCCGGGUGCUCUGCUUCCAUCACGCCGCUCGUCUAUGGGUACCUGAUUUGGGGCUUUUGGGCUUGCCGAAGUUGCCAAAAACAGGCCAUCGACGAGGCCCGGAAAUCGGAUAUUGGGUACACUCUUGGAGCCAAGCUUUCCACGUCUCUUCUGCCUUGACCCUUGGUGUCGAAGCGCUACCACGGUGAUGGCUUGGCCCACCUUCCAUGGAUCCAAUAGUGUGCGGAUGCUUCCCAUGCCAUGUCGGCGACGGGAUUGGGGAGGGGGAGUAUUUACAUAAGACCAGCUUCCCCGACUUCACGAUGCUUUCUCUUUUUUUUUUUCUUCUCUUGCUCUUCAGGGUCUUCCUCAUAGCCGCGAACACGACAGUGAUACCUAAUCAACUAAUCUACGACAAGGCCUCUUUACUUGUCGAUACAUUCGUUCUUUUCGACUUUGUUGAAAUAUGGCCAGCCUCAAGGCCGUGGCUGCCCUCGCGGCAGUCACCUUGGUUGGUCGUGUCACCGCCACCGAGGUCUUCCUCCCACCAUGCCUGGACCCCUUCCAGCCUUUCGUCUACUCGGGGUGCUUCUCCGAGGCCAGUGGCACCCAGAUCCUCCCCUACCGCAGCCCGGCAACUCCUGAUGACAUGACCGUCGAGAAGUGCGUUGCUGAGUGCAAGGGCAAUGGCUACAGAUAUGCCGGUCUCGUCUACUACGGCGUCUGCUACUGCGGUCAAACCGUGAAGGGUGACCUCACCGAGGAGUCUGAGUGCAGCUUCCCCUGCAAGGGUGAUGACACCCAGAUCUGCGGUGCCAACGGCAAAUUCUCCAUCUACCAGGACCCUACCUUCGUCCCCGUCGACCAGACCACCAUUGCCGACUAUGAUCCUCUUGGAUGCUGGACCGACAACUCUCCUCAGGGGAGAGCCCUUUCUUACCGCCAGGACUCCGUCGAUGGCGCCACCAUGACCACUGAGAAGUGCUUGCAGGCUUGCCAUGCCGGCGGUUUCCCCUUUGCCGGUACUGAGUAUGGCGGUGAAUGCUACUGCGGUGUUGUCAUUGGCAAUGACACCUACUCUGCCCCCGCCUCCGAGUGCAACAUGGCCUGCAACGGUGCCCCUGACGAGAAGUGCGGUGGCCCUGGUCGCCUUAACCUCUACGCCGCCGACGAGCUCCUGUCUCUCGAGCCCUGCGGCUAUGAGCCCCCCGUUGUCUCCAGCAGCUCGGAGCUCCCUGUCGUCAGCACUGUCACCACCGAGUCCUCCACCAGCACCCCCCCUGUCGAGGAGGAGCCCACCACCAGCACCACUGUCGAGGAGCCCACCAGCACCAGCACUCCCCUUCCUACUCUCCCCCCUACCACCUCCACCACCGCGCCCGUGAGCACCACCUCCACCACCAGCUCCGUCUGCGUGACCACCACCGUCAUCCCUCCCAAGUGCGAGUACAAGUGCGGCAAGUGGUGCUCCAACCCCCUUCCCGACUGGGAGAACGACGCCAAGUCGUGCAAGGCCGCCUGGACCAACUGCCUCUUGCAGGUUGCCUCCUGCUUCAAGAACGCCGGCUUCCCCCAGUCUCUUGAGUGCUUCAACUUUGGCCAGUGGUGCGCCGAUGUCGACGACUACUGCGUCAAGACCCCCAAGGGCAAGAAGCACGACUUUUUCGGCAAGAAACCCCCCAAGGGAGGCAGCCCCGCCACCACCGUGACCGUCACCACCGCUUGCCCUACUGCCGCUCCCACCUCCACCAAGCCUGCCACCACCACCAAGCCCGCGACGACCACCACCAUCUGCCCCACCCCAGCGCCCACCAACAUCUGCAAGCAGCCCACCAACAACUACUACGGCUACAAGCCCGGCAAGCCCGUCGGCGGGAUUGACAUGCCCGUCGUGACCUGCAACGACUUGGUUUCGGACUGGCCUAGCUACCCCUUCAAGCGGUACUCGAACCCUGACACGAGAAAGUGCAAGAAGUACAGCCGCUCGACGCCGAGCACUGCCUGCCAGGACGCGUGCAAGGAGCAGUACGAGGACUGCUUGGAUGUUUAUGCCGAGGGGUGCAGGAAUAAUAAGUUUAGGCCGAGGCAGGAUAGUUACUUUCAGCAGAUGGAGAAGAGGACUUUCUGGGGGGGGUGGAGCGACAGCUUUAAUGGGGCGAAGGAUAAGUGCAGGGCGCAGUAUAAUGACUGUUUGAGUGUGAAUAGGAAUGUGGAUGUUAAGGGGAAGUGUAAUAAGUUUUGCGAGUAAAGGGGGAAGGGAAAGAGGUU